This is a messenger RNA of Drosophila eugracilis, 1363 nucleotides long. It is a transcript of the gene Fmo-1, whose product is annotated as senecionine N-oxygenase. The record is from RefSeq and is a predicted model, not a curated record. NCBI's taxonomy places the organism in Eukaryota, Metazoa, Arthropoda, Insecta, Diptera, Drosophilidae. The transcript has 5 exons. Gene Ontology annotation, molecular function: NADP binding; N,N-dimethylaniline monooxygenase activity; flavin adenine dinucleotide binding. The coding region runs from base 66 to 1313 and encodes 415 amino acids.
CGGUGUGUAGAAGGCGAUCACGGCGUAUCGCACCUAGAAACAAUAAAGUAAUAAACUGUAAUAUAAUGAGCGUAUGCAUAAUUGGGGCCGGAACAGCGGGUCUCUGCUGUGCCCGUCACUCGAUUGAAAAUGGCUUCCAGACCACAGUAUUUGAACUGUCCGAUCGAAUCGGUGGAACCUGGGUUUACAAUGAGGCAACAGGUGUUGUUAACGGGAUUGAUGUCCACAGCAGCAUGUACAAGAAUUUACGAACAAAUCUGCCAAAGGAAGUAAUGGGCUUUCCCGACUUUGAAAUUGGCAAAAAUAAGUUUUCCUAUGUUAGAUCCGACGAGAUCUGUGAUUUCCUGAAUCAAUACGCGGAUAACUUUAAUCUAAGGAAGCAUAUAAAGUUCAGUUCCUAUGUUAUUCGAGUGGUGCAAAGGAAAUCAAAGUGGCAAGUUCUUUCUAAAAAUGUUGUUACAAACAAAAUAGAGAUCCAUUACUUUGAUAAGGUUAUGGUGGCCAAUGGCCAUUAUCACACACCGAACUUUAGUAAAAUUCAAAAUAUGAAUCGAUUUGCGGGCGACUACUUGCACAGCCAUGAUUUCAGAACCAAGGAAAUUUUUGAAGGUAAAUCCGUUUUGGUUAUUGGAGCUGGCCCUAGUGGCAUGGACCUAUCUAACAUCAUUUCUCGAUCGGCGGCGAGAGUUACAAUAAGUCACCACUUGGCUGAUAUCGGGAAAAACAUAUUCUUUGAAAAUGUCCAACAGAAGCCCGAUGUGCGGGAGCUCGAUGAGAAGGGUGCCUUUUUUGUUGAUGGAUCCUACGAACAGUUCGACACCAUUUUCUUCUGUACCGGAUAUAAGUAUGCAUUUCCCUUCUUGAGUGUGAAUUCUGGGAUUCAUGUGGAGGACAACUAUGUCCAAGAGUUGUAUAAGCAAUGCAUUAAUAUAAGAAACCCAUCGAUGGCCUUAAUUGGAUUGCCAUUUUAUGUUUGUGCCGCUCAAAUGAUGGACAUUCAAGCGAGGUUUAUCAUGAGCUACUAUAAUGGAUCGAAUGAGCUUCCUUCUACAGAUGAAAUGCUGAAGGACACCCACGAUAGAAUGACCAAGCUCUGGGGAGAAGGCUAUAAAAAGCGCCAUGCCCAUAUGUUGGGACCAAAACAAGUUGACUAUUUCUCUGACUUGGCAAAAACUGCCGGAGUUAGGAAUAUAAAAGCUGUUAUGACAAAAUUGCACAACGAGAGCAGCAAAUGUUUCAAUGAGAACUUGCUCCAUUUCCGGGAAGAUAAUUUUGCAAUUGUGGAUGAUGAAACUUUUAUAAAAUUAAAUUAGAUUGGAUAAAAAAAUAUUUUGCUUUUAAUAAACGAAUAAUAAUCCUGAAA